AUGUACCUGUUUCGCGGAGCCGCUCCUGCCCCACUUGCAGGGGCACCGCGCUGGGAAGCUCGUCCGGGCUCUCCUCUGCCAGCCGCUGGCUCAGGCCGAAGGGAAGACACAGCUCCGCCUCGCUCACCUCCGAGCUGGCUCCGUCGUCACGCCAUGGACACUCGUCCCCUGCCCAAACCGGGUGCUUCGCCCCUCGGCGUCCAGGAGAAAGAAAAUGGCUGGGAGCUGGCCAAAAGAAUACUUGAAAGAAAUUCUAAAGUCAAAGCUGAAUUGAACAUCAAAAACCAAGGCGAAGUAGCAAGCCCAGUUGGAGUCGAUGUUGCUGGCUCACAAGGGGUAGCUGGCAAUGCAGAAAGUAAGGCCAUUUUCAGUUUCAAUGAACCUUCUGGAAUUGACGAGUUAUCCUGGCCCGACUCGCUUGCACAUUCGCUCCUACUUUCGGUCUCGGCUGGAGAGGAUGCAGCAGUGUCACGUUCUAGGAAAUCUUUUCCAGGAUAUCUGAGGAGACAUCAGAUUCUAAAAGAGAAUAGUUCAUCCACCUGUCACAUAGACACUAUCACUCUUGAUGAUAAAGAUGAGAAAUCAGAAGACAAGCCACAACUGGAUCUUAUUUAUGCAAUUAAUGACAGACCACCUUGGUAUUUAUGCCUGCUUCUUGGAUUUCAGCACUAUAUCCUAGCAUUUGGUGGUAUUAUAGCCAUUCCACUAAUCCUUGCAGAUGCAAUGUGUAUUGAAGACAACAAUGUCAAGAGUCGACUUAUCAGCACUAUAUUUUUUGUUUCGGGUUUAUGUACAUUGCUACAGACAACGUUUGGAUCCAGAUUACCUAUUCUGCAAGGGGGUACAUUUAGCUUCCUCACUCCUACUUUGGCAAUUCUAGCUUUACCAGAAUGGGCAUGCCCACACCAAAAAAGCCAGCUGCUUUUGAACUCAACUAUCAGUAGAGAUGAUGAAGCAUGGAAAUCCCGUAUGUGUGAGAUACAAGGUGCUAUUAUUGUAGCAUCUUUUCUUCAGGUUUUGCUUGGAUUCACAGGCCUUAUUGGAUUCAUCCUCAGAUUUAUUGGUCCUCUUGCAAUUGCUCCUACCAUCACCCUUGUUGGACUUUCUUUAUUUAUUGAGGCUGGGAAAAAAUCUGGCUCUCACUGGGCAAUUGCUACUUUAACAAUGGGACUGAUCAUUCUUUUCUCCCAGUACUUAAGCAACGUGAAUGUACCUUUAAUUAUCUACAGUAAGAAGCAAUGGAAAAUUAUACGGUAUCCAGUUUUCAAACUUUUUUCUGUGUUGCUGGGAAUGUGUCUGUCUUGGCUGUUAUGUUUCUUGCUUACAGUCUACAAUGUGCUGCCAACUAACAGUAAUGACUAUGGCUAUUAUGCAAGAACUGAUAUCAGGAUUGAUGCUGUUAAAAGUGCCCCUUGGAUUUAUUUUCCCUACCCAUGUCAAUGGGGUCUUCCAACAGUGAGCUUAUCUUCUGUGCUUGGCAUGAUGUCUGGAGUUCUAGCCUCAACUCUAGAAUCAGUUGGCGAUUAUUAUGCAUGUGCCCGACUUUCGGGAGCCCCAGUACCACCAUUUCACGCUAUCAAUCGUGCAGUAGGAAUUGAAGGCAUUGGAUGUGUGAUGGCAGGCAUCUUUGGAACAGGGAAUGGAACCACAUCCUACAGUCAAAAUAUUGCAGCACUAGGAAUUACAAAGGUUGGAAGUCGACUUGUUCUCCAGUCAGCUGGAAUUUUAAUGUUGUGCAUUGGCCUAUUUGGAAAACUAGGGGCAGUAUUCAUCACUAUUCCCAACCCUGUCAUUGGAGGAAUGUUAAUGGUUAUGUUUGGAAUGAUUUCUGCUGUGGGGAUCUCUAACCUUCAGUUUGUGGAUUUAAAUUCUUCCAGAAAUUUGCUUAUUUUGGGCUUCUCUAUAUUUAGUGGCCUGGUCAUACCAACAUGGUUUCACUCCAACAAAGAAAUAGUCAACACAGGUAUUAGGGAACUAGAUCAAGUUAUUAUUGUUCUUUUAACAACUAAUAUGUUUGUUGGAGGAUUCCUCGGAUUUUUUCUGGAUAACACAAUACCAGGUAUGGGAUUUACAUACAGAACAGAAAAAGAAAGGGGCAUCAAAGAGUGGCGCAAAAACGGACAAGACACACAGGGAAACAAAGAUGAUGUCUUCUAUGAGCUACCAUACAUGAGCAAAUACCUUCACAAAUGCAGAUGUGCACGAUAUGUCCCAUUCUUGCCAACUUACAAGACAAUUUAA
Molecule: messenger RNA, 2241 nt
Organism: Polypterus senegalus (gray bichir)
Lineage: Eukaryota; Metazoa; Chordata; Cladistia; Polypteriformes; Polypteridae
Product: solute carrier family 23 member 1
Exons: 15
Coding region: 1-2241 (746 amino acids)
Biological process (GO): transmembrane transport
Cellular component (GO): membrane
Molecular function (GO): transmembrane transporter activity
Source: RefSeq, a predicted model, not a curated record